AUGACGGCCAUCUACGUCAAGAAUCGACUGCCUUCACCUAAAGUCGUACGAAAGACCCCGUAUAAGAUCGUCUACAACUCGGAACCAAGCGUCAAGCACAUGCGAGCAUUCGGUUGUCAGACGUACAUGCUGACGCCAAAAGAGACUCGAUUCAAGUGGGAUCCAAAGGCUCGCGCUGGCAUAUUCGUGGGCUACGAAGAAGCGUCGAAGGCGUAUCAAGUUUAUGACAUCGAGGCGUGGCAGAUGGAUGACCUGGACUUCAAAUUGCUUGACCCCAAUGAUAAAGAGCCGUGUCAGGUGGAGUACAAACAAACAGUCAAGCGCAAAAACCGCCUCAUCAAUGAAGAUACAGCAGCUCCACGACCGCGUGCAGUGCGUCAACGACCUGGACUAGAAGAGUCAAGCGCGCCGGAAAGCAACUCGUCACCCAAGAAGAAGACGAAGAAACAAAGGAUUCUGAUGAAUCAACUCCGCCUGUUUUUUGGCGUGCGAGUGCAAAUGCCGUCGGAACAGCAGCGGUUUUAUCGGAUUCCUCAACAUUUGAGGCGGCAGUGA
Molecule: messenger RNA, 555 nt
Organism: Peronospora matthiolae
Lineage: Eukaryota; Oomycota; Peronosporomycetes; Peronosporales; Peronosporaceae
Source: the annotation of a GenBank genome assembly